Messenger RNA from Aspergillus candidus, 861 nucleotides. Its product is annotated as UbiA family prenyltransferase. The transcript has 2 exons. The record is from RefSeq and is a predicted model, not a curated record. Gene Ontology annotation, molecular function: transferase activity, transferring alkyl or aryl (other than methyl) groups. The coding region runs from base 1 to 861 and encodes 286 amino acids. Lineage: Eukaryota; Fungi; Ascomycota; Eurotiomycetes; Eurotiales; Aspergillaceae. Gene Ontology annotation, cellular component: membrane.
AUGACCACUAUCCUCCACUCCAUUCACAUCCUAUAUCUCUUCAUUGCCAGCGACUUCAAAACAAUCAUUAUUCCCACCACCAUUUUCGGCCUCGCCAACUCCCUCGCCGCUCAAUGCUACAACCUCCCACCCCCCGUCACACCCGCAUCCACCCGCGCCCCCCAAGCCCUAACCUGGACACUCCUCACCCUCAUCCCCUUCGCCAUAAGCAACCAACUCAGCCCCUCCGCCAUCGCCGAAGACACCCUCAACAAACCGUGGCGACCUCUCCCCCAAAACCGCCUCACCCGCACGCAAGCCAAGACCACCAUGCUCAUCUUCUACGCUCUGUCCCAAGCCCACGCCCUCCUCACCCGUACCGGCCACCGCCAAUCUCUCGCCAUGAUCCCCCUCGGCACCUACUACAACCACCUCGGCGGCGCAGACCAUCACCCCCUCACCCGCAACCUCACCAACGCCGCCGGAUACCUCUGCUUCACCACCGGCGCCAUGGAAGUCGCUCUAGGCUACCCCCUGCCGCUCACCCGCUUGCCCCCUCGUCUCACAGCCUGGCUCCUCCUCCUCGCCGCCGUCGUUUCCUCCACCGUUCACCUACAGGAUCUCUAUGACCAGAACGGGGACCACCUGCGCGCCCGUCGCACCCUCCCACUUGUCAUCGGGGACUCCGCUGCCCGCUGGGCUGCUGCCUUGCCUAUGCUGCUCUGGGGCGUCGCAUGUCCGGUUUUCUGGCGGGUGGGCCCCGGGUUGACGAUUUAUAAUCCCGCAUGCUAUCUUUGGGAAUAUGUAAGAAUAAGGUUAGCCUGCACUAGCUGUACUGUCACUACAUGGCACUAUGUAUGGAAAGACGGUCGCCAUAAUUGA